Polyodon spathula (Mississippi paddlefish) is the source of this 3543-nucleotide messenger RNA. Its product is annotated as importin-9-like. Bases 81 to 3218 code for a protein of 1045 amino acids. Gene Ontology annotation, molecular function: small GTPase binding. The transcript is spliced from 24 exons. Gene Ontology annotation, cellular component: nuclear envelope; cytosol. The record is from RefSeq and is a predicted model, not a curated record. Gene Ontology annotation, biological process: protein import into nucleus. NCBI's taxonomy places the organism in Eukaryota, Metazoa, Chordata, Actinopteri, Acipenseriformes, Polyodontidae.
CUGCAAAGGGCCGGUCCGUGCAUUGGCGCGCUCCGGUGCGGCAUCCCCCGUCCAGCUCUGCAGAGGCGCUCAGGCUGAAGAUGGCGGGCGUAAGCGGCACUGGUCCCGGCUCCGGUUCUGUUGCUGGCCCGGUCCAGCAGGGGCUCAAGGAGGCGCUGAUGGAGACGCUGACAGCCAUCCUGUCUCCGGUCCAAGAAGUGCGGGCUGCAGCCGAAGAGCAGGUGAAAGUCCUGGAGGUGACGGAGGAGUUUGGAGUGCAUCUGGCGGAGCUGACGGUCGACCCCCAGGGAGCCCUCGCUAUUAGACAGCUGGCGUCUGUGAUCCUGAAGCAGUAUGUGGAGACUCACUGGUGCGCUCAAUCUGAGAAAUUCAGACCGCCGGAGACCACGGACAGGGCUAAAGGAGCAAUCCGGGAGUUGCUUCCGAGCGGCCUGCGCGAGUCGAUCAGCAAGGUGCGCUCCAGCGUGGCGUAUGCCAUCUCGGCCAUCGCCCACUGGGACUGGCCCGAGGCCUGGCCGCGGCUCUUCAACCUGCUCAUGGAGAUGCUGGUCAGCGGGGAUGUGAAUGCAGUGCACGGAGCCAUGAGAGUGCUCACAGAGUUUACCCGCGAGGUGACAGACACUCAGAUGCCCCUGGUUGCGCCAGUCAUUCUGCCUGAGAUGUACAAGAUCUUCACCAUGGCAGAGGUCUACAGCAUUCGCACGCGGUCCAGGGCCGUCGAGAUCUUCACAACGUGUGCCAACCUGAUCUGUGCCAUUGACGAAGUGGAGAAGGGGGCUGCCAGGGCACUCAUCUUCCCCGUGGUCCAGCAGUUCACAGAAGCCUUCGUCCAGGCGCUGCAGAUGCCAGAUGGGAGCUCCUCAGACAGCGGCUUGAAGAUGGAAGUCCUGAAGGCGGUGACAGCGCUGGUGAAGAAUUUCCCCAAGCACAUGGUGUCCUCCAUGCAGCAGAUCCUUCCUAUCGUGUGGAACACGCUCACUGAGAGCGCCGCUUUCUAUGUGCGGACCGAGGUGAAUUACACUGAAGAGGUGGACGACCCCAUAGACUCUGACGGUGAAGUCCUGGGCUUUGAGAACCUGGUGUUCAGCAUCUUUGAGUUUGUGCACACCUUACUGGAGAACAAGAAGUUCAAGAGCACGGUGAAGAAGGCUCUCCCAGACCUCAUCUACUACGUCAUCCUGUACAUGCAGAUCACAGAGGACCAGAUUAAAGUCUGGACUGCCAAUCCGCAGCAGUUUGUCGAAGACGAGGAUGACGACACCUUUUCCUAUUCUGUUCGGAUCUCCGCUCAGGAUCUGCUGCUGGCCGUCUCCACGGAGUUCCAGAACGAGAGCGCUGUGGCGUUGGCAGCGGCUGCCACCCGCCACCUGCAGGAAGCCGAGCAGGCCAAGAACUCUGGCAGCGAGCACUGGUGGAAGGUACAUGAAGCCUGCAUGCUGGCCCUGGGCUCAGUGAAGAGCAUCAUCACUGAUAAUGUGAAGAAAGGACGCAUCCAGUUUGACAUGCACGGCUUCCUGACCAGCGUCGUCCUGGCUGAUCUCAACAUCUCCGUGUCUCCCUUCCUCCUGGGCCGGGCUCUGUGGGCGGCCAGUCGUUUCACUGCAGCCAUGUCUCCGGAGCUGAUCCAGCAGUUUCUCCAGGCCACGGUCAGCGGGAUGCACGAGAGCCAGUCUCCCUCCGUCAGGAUCUCCGCUGUGAGAGCGAUCUGGGGGUACUGUGACCAACUCAAGAUCUCAGAGUGCACUCAAGUCCUGCAGCCCUUCCUGCCCAGUAUCCUGGACGGGCUGAUCCAGCUGGCCGCCCAGUUCAGCUCGGAGGUGCUCACUCUGGUCAUGGAGACCCUGUGCAUCGUGUGCACCGUGGACCCUGCCUUCACCUCCAGUGCAGAGAACAAGAUCUGCCCCCUCACCAUUGCCAUCUUCCUGAAGUACAGUAACGACCCCGUGGUGGCCUCGCUGGCCCAGGAUAUCUUCAAGGAGUUGGCUCAGAUUGAAGCCUGCCAGGGGCCCAUGCAGAUGAGACUCAUCCCAACGCUGGUCAGCAUCAUGCAGGCUCCAUCAGACAAGAUCCCGUCCGGACUGUGCUCCACGGCGAUCGAUAUCCUGACCACAGUGGUGCGGAACACCAAGCCCCCGCUGUCGGAGCUGCUGGUCUGCCAGGCUUUCCCAGUGGUGGCACAGUGCACCCUGCGCACUGACGACCACGCCACCAUACAGAACGGAGGAGAGUGUCUGCGGGCCUAUGUCUCUGUGGCUCUGGAGCAGGUGGGCCUGUGGCACGACGAGCAGGGCCACAGCGGGCUCUGGUACGUGAUGCAGGUGGUGAGCCAGCUGCUGGACCCACGCACCUCCGAGUUCACGGCCACCUUCGUGGGCAGGCUGGUCUCCACGCUCAUCGCCAGGGCGGGCACGCAGCUCGGAGACAACCUGGACCAGAUCCUCCGAGCCGUCCUCAGCAAGAUGCAGCAGGCAGAGACGCUCAGCGUCAUGCAGUCCCUGAUCAUGGUGUUUGCUCACCUGGUGCACUCUCAGGUGGAGCCCCUGCUGGAGUUCCUGUGCAGUCUGCCCGGCCCCACAGGAAAGCCAGCCCUGGAGUUCGUCAUGUCAGAGUGGAUGAACAGACAGCACCUCUUCUAUGGGCAAUACGAGGGCAAAGUCAGCACUGUGGCCCUCUGCAAGCUGCUGCAGCACGGCAUCAACACAAACGACAAGCGGCUGCAGGAGAUCCUGGUGAAGGGAGACGAGAUCUUCAACCCCGACGAAGGGAUCCGCACCAGGUCCAAAACGGCCAAGAAUCCCGGGCGCUGGACCAGCAUUCCCUUGCUGGUGAAGAUCUUCAAGCUGAUUAUCAACGAGCUCUCCUCUGUGGUGGAGGCCAGCUCAUCCAGGACAGCAGCAGGAGACUGGAGCCAAGAGUCCAGUGAUAUGUGGGAAGACCAGGAUCACGAUGAGGAGGAGGAUGAUGAGGAGGAUGAGGAUGAUGGACUGACGGGGCAGCUGCUGUCAGACCUCCUCUCUUCCAAUAAAUACGAUGAAGAUUACUAUGAAGAUGAUGAAGAGGAAGACCCAGACGCUCUUAAAGAUCCAAUUUAUCAGAUCGAUUUGCAGGCCUACCUGACUGAUUUCCUCCGGCAGUUUGCACAGCAGCCUUGCUGCAGCAUGUUCUCUGGGCACCUGAACGAAGCGGAGAGGAAAAUCCUCCAAACCAUCGGCAUCUAGAAGAGCAGCCCUUAUCCCCUACGUCGUGUCUGAACGUUUCACCGUGGCGCGCUCUCCUUCUGUCAGAGACACGCCUCCUCCGUGCUCCAGCAUGUCUGUCGCUGGAGAAUGCCAGCUGCUUCUUUUUCCAUUUUUUUUUCUUUAAAAGCACCCUUUUUUUAUUUUUUAGGACUGUAGGGAAGACCUCACGAGGACUGGCGCUGUUAGAAACGAGGGAGGGAGUACGGGGGUCUGGGGAUCUUUUUAGAAGCAGGGAGGGGUGGGGGUGUUUGACAGUGUUUCUUCUGGAGGAGAAUUUAAAAAGCUGUCGCUGAAAGAGGUCUGG